AGACUGAUGAAAGUACUUCCCGACACAGCUUUAGUUCUGACAGCGAUGAUUCUGAUGUACCAGAAGAAUUGAAAAAAGAAUAUGUAGAAGAAAAUGCUGAUGAUUAUCAGAAAGUUUCAAAAACACACAAAAAACAUAACUUCACUACCAAGAAAAAGCAACCUCCUAUUUUGACAAAUACAACUUUGAAUGUUUUGAGAUUAUUUGGCAAAUAUAUGCAAAUGAUGCAUGUUUUGAAACCGAUUGCUUUUGACGUUCUUAAUUGUAUGUUUCAAUUAUUUGAUUAUUAUAUGUAUGCUGUGUUUUGCUUUUUUGCAAAAGAAAUGUGCGAUCUCAAUGAAAACAUUUUGAGCAAUAAAUUGAAAGCUUCCCUUAAACGUAUUAGAGAACAUUUGAUCUUGGAUGAAAGUGAAUUUGAAUCUGAUGAUUAUAGAAAAAAGGAUAAAGUUCCUCCGGCUACUUUAUCUCCAGUUGUUAAUUUAAAGAGUAAUGAGCAACUUUAUGGUUUGGCACAACGGAUAGCUGCAGCUGAAUCACUUGUGUUUUUAGCAGAACAAUUUGAAUUUCUUAAACAGUCACUAUCAACAAUAAUUCCAACUUCAAAACAAUCAUUUCUUCUUCAAUUUUGUUCCCAAUCUUUAUCGACAGCAGUGGAACUUCGCAGACCAGUUUACGUAAUUGUUUCUAGUAGAGCUGUUGAUUAUGAUAAAAUAUUAAAUCUUAUGGGAACUGUGAAAUGGGAUGUACAUGACAUAAUGUCUCAGCAUAGUUCUUAUGUUGAUAUAAUGCUCAGGGAAUUGCAAGUUUUUAGUAUGAAGCUAUCCGAAAUAUCCAAAAUUAUCCGAAUUCCAAAAGAAGCGUACGAUCUGCUAUGGGAACAGUGUAUUAAGUUAGCCAAUAGGACUUUUGUGGAAGGAUUUUCUCAAGCUAAAAAGUGUACAAAUGAAGGCAGAGCAUUAAUGCAGCUUGAUUAUCAACAAUUUUUGAGCAAAGUGGAGAAACUUACAGAUUUGAGACCAGUACCAGAACGAGAAAUUGUUGAAGGAUACGUAAAAGCUUACUAUUUAUCUGAGUCUGCAAUUGAAGAAUGGAUCCGAUCGCAUAGGGAAUAUACUAGCAAACAGUUAAUAGGAGUUGUAAAUUGUGUGACGCAGAUCAAUAAAAAAGGACGCCAAAAGCUCAUAAGCAUCAUCGAAGAGGAGAGAGUAAAAAGAUGAAGUCCAUCCGACGGUUUAUAAACAAAAUUGUCUGAUCGUCGAAUAACAUGACGUCCACACACAUUGUACAUUACUCAUUUCUGUAAUUUAUGAAUUAAUCUCCAGUCAUUCCAUGAUUUUAUAAAGUGCAAUUUAAUCAAAACAAUAAUAAUGAAAAAUUAUUAUAAAAUUGACAAAUAAUAAACUGAAAUACAAACUUAACAUUAUUUAUCAAUAUUUUUAGCAGUGUUUGUGGAUCUGGUUUUAUAAAAUCUGUGAUAUUUUGAAUUGAAAUAGAGAGUAAUUAAAGAAUAUAAUUUAUAUUUGGAUAUAUUAUUCAACAAACAUUUCUUUAUUUACCAUUUAGUAAAUAAAUCAUAUUACUGUUAUUUUCUUAGAUAUUUUAACAAUUCAUGUAUAUAUAGUGUAUAAUUGUUGGUUCUAUGCAUUGUAAUCAGUCAAAAAUAUAAAUAAAUUUC
Molecule: messenger RNA, 1675 nt
Organism: Centruroides sculpturatus (bark scorpion)
Lineage: Eukaryota; Metazoa; Arthropoda; Arachnida; Scorpiones; Buthidae
Product: syndetin-like
Exons: 11
Coding region: 216-1217 (333 amino acids)
Biological process (GO): endocytic recycling; retrograde transport, endosome to Golgi
Cellular component (GO): EARP complex
Molecular function (GO): SNARE binding
Source: RefSeq, a predicted model, not a curated record